ACUCGAACUACUCGGCCCAUUCCAAUAUAGAAAGGAUCCGGAUAAGGCAAUUCUCCCAUAACGAGAAUCACACAGGAUACAAUAGGAAUCGGAUAGAUAGAAGAAACAGCUCCUAAAAAACUCACAAAAAUCUGCGGAAAAAAGAUAAGCAUCGAGAAUGUCUGUGUCCGCCAUAUUUGGGACGAGAAUUGCUUUGGCUCCACCAGUCGGAAUCAAUGGAGGUGGUGGAAAAUCGGUGAAAUUGCAACCAUCAAGCGGCGGUGUAGUGAUAGAAUGUUCAUCAAGGCCACAGAAGAAAGCAACAGCUCACCAUAUGAAGUCAAGACCGAAGAAGACGCAGCCAUGGGAUAUACGACGUCGUCCUACUGUGUAUCCUCCACUUCCUCCCCUUCCUCCGGAUUGGACUUUCGUAUCUGCCGGCUCUGAUGAAGCUGAUUCUUCUUCGACUGCUGAUUCUAGUGCUCCUUCUACUGAGUAAUUUUUGUGUUUAUUGUUGAUUUUUGAGUGUGCGUAUUAAUUGUUUGAUGAAAUGUUUUGUGUAAUGUUUGUUUUUGUUUUGCUAAAUGGAUGUCUUUGUAUUUUCAGAGAUUUCAUCACUACUUUUUCUAGAAUGUUGGUGAUUGCUGUAUUGUGUUUUGUUAUGUAUUUUGGUGUUUGUUGCAGUUUGUAUAAGUUUUAAUGGUGUGAUAUUGAUGCUCUUUUCAUUAGUA
Molecule: messenger RNA, 710 nt
Organism: Amaranthus tricolor (Joseph's coat)
Lineage: Eukaryota; Viridiplantae; Streptophyta; Magnoliopsida; Caryophyllales; Amaranthaceae
Product: 50S ribosomal protein 6, chloroplastic
Exons: 1
Coding region: 158-478 (106 amino acids)
Biological process (GO): translation
Cellular component (GO): chloroplast; ribosome
Molecular function (GO): rRNA binding; structural constituent of ribosome
Source: RefSeq, a predicted model, not a curated record